AUGUGUCAAACGGUAUUCGUCCAGGGCGCGGCCGCGACUCCGGUGCCCUUACUGGACGCCAUGACAGAUGUCGGCAUAAGUGGCGGGAUGAAAGGCAUCAAAGUUGUCCACAUGCACACGGAAAAGGAGGCGCGAUAUGUCGCCCCUGAAUGCAAAGAUAUCUUUAGAUCUGUGUCGCUGUUCAUGGCCGCCAACGUUCGCAAGUCAGUGGCCGAGGGUCGAUCAGACGCCAUCCCCAUAUUCCUGCAAGACAUUCCAAAACUGUUCCACAGGAAAAUUAUCCAGCCCGACAUUGCUGUUAUCCAGGUUUCUCCCCCUGACGCGCACGGCUACUGCAGCUUGGGAACCUCAGUGGACUGCGUUAGGGCGGCGCUGGUCAACUCCAAAGUCAUCAUCGCUCAAGUAAACGCACACAUGCCUCGUACGUUUGGAGAUGCGAUUAUCCACAUGUCCCACAUCGACACGGCCGUGGAAGACAACACGCCGCUGCCGGAACACGGCGGCAAACCCGCCAGCCCUGAGGAAAUGCAAAUCGGCAAGCUCAUUGGACAGAAUCUCGUCGAAGAUGGAGCUACUUUGCAGAUGGGUAUUGGAAGCAUUCCGGACGCUGUACUAUCAGCUCUGAAGGACCACAAGGACCUCGGCGUCCAUUCUGAGAUGUUCAGCGUCGGGGUCAUCGACCUUGUAAGGCGCGGUUGCAUUACUAACAAUAAGAAAAAGACACACAGAGGCCGUAUGGUGGGCAGUUUCCUUGUUGGAAACAAAGAACUCUACGACUUCGUUGACAACAAUCCCUUUAUUGAAAUGUUGGAGAUCGACUAUGUGAACAACACCCACAUCAUUUCGCUGUUGCCCAAGAUGACUGCCAUCAACUCCUGCAUCGAAGUCGACCUUACCGGACAAGUUUGUGCCGACUCUAUCGGUACACGCAUGUUCUCCGGUUUCGGAGGUCAAGUGGACUUCAUCCGCGGUGCAGCGGAGUCCGUUGACGGACGUGGCAAACCCAUCAUCGCCCUCGUGUCUGUCACCAAGAAGGGAGAAUCCAAGAUUGUUCCAACACUCAAAGUCGGUGCUGGUGUAGUAACAAGCCGUGCCCACGUUAACUAUGUCGUCACCGAGCAAGGCAUCGCAGAGUUAUUCGGCAAGUCCCUAAGGCAGAGAGCCUAUGAACUGAUCAAGGUCGCGCACCCUGAUCAUCGCGAAGCUCUAGAAAAAGCGGCGUUUGAACGCCUCAAAUGCAUGCCUUCACCUUAAAAAGAAAAAAAAAAUGCAAAUGGCGGA
Spodoptera exigua (beet armyworm) is the source of this 1281-nucleotide messenger RNA. Lineage: Eukaryota; Metazoa; Arthropoda; Insecta; Lepidoptera; Noctuidae. The record is from the annotation of a GenBank genome assembly.